Messenger RNA from Plectropomus leopardus (leopard coralgrouper), 2330 nucleotides. NCBI's taxonomy places the organism in Eukaryota, Metazoa, Chordata, Actinopteri, Perciformes, Serranidae. The record is from RefSeq and is a predicted model, not a curated record.
GUCGUGUUUCCCCCGCUCUCGCUCAUUUAUGCCAGCAGAGAGGGAGGAAGAAGCGAAGCAGAUAAGGUGUAAAGAGCUCAACGAGUGAAACGAUUCUCUGUACAUUUCAACAUUUGGCCCAGAGAGGAAUUUCACCAUGCCUGAGGAAGGAGAAGGAGAAGGGGAAUAUUAUGGAAAGCAUGGCGAGCCGAGAAAGUAUGACCCGACCUUUAAGGGCCCAAUCCAGAACAGAGGCUGCACAGACAUCGUGUGCUGUAUUUUCUUCAUUAUUGCCAUCCUGGCUUACAUUGCAGUGGGAAUACUCGCCUGGACUCAGGGCGACCCCAGGAAGGUGAUCUAUCCCACAGACAGUCAAGGCCAGUUCUGUGGGCAGGCGGGCACCCCACUUGAGAACAAGCGACUUCUGUUCUACUUCAACAUCAUGAAGUGUGCCAGCCCGAUGGUGCUGCUGGAGUUUCAGUGCCCGACCACACAGAUGUGUGUGGAGAAGUGCCCCGAAAAGUUCAUGACGUUAGUCAAAGCCUACAGCAACAGAAAUGACUUUGAGUACUACAAGAAAUUCUGCAAGGAAGGUGUGACGAAUACGAUGGGUAUACCAAAAAUCCUCCAGUUAGGUCUCUGUCCUGCCAUGCUGACCCCCAGCAAGCCCUUCACUCGUAGGUGUUUCCCAGCUCUGGGUGAGAAAGGAGGGGUGAUAACGGUUGGAAACAACUCCCACUUUGAAGAUGGAAGCGGAAAGAUCAGGGAGGCGAAGGACCUUGUGGACGGAGUCAAGAACGCCACCGUGGUUAUCGAGGCUCGUCAGGUGGUCAUGAAGAUCUUUGAGGAUUACACGCAGUCCUGGUACUGGAUCCUGUUAGGGCUGGUCAUUGCGAUGCUCACCAGCCUGCUCUUCAUCAUCCUCCUGCGCUUCCUGGCAGGUAUCAUGGUCUGGGUCAUGAUUGCCUUGGUGAUAAUCGUCAUAGGAUACGGUAUCUUCCACUGCUACAUGGAGUACGCUGCCCUGAAAGGAGAGCCGGGCGCUGAUGUGACUCUACAGCAACUGGGCUUCCAGACGGACUUCACCGUCUACCUGCAGAUCAGACAGACCUGGCUGGCCUUCAUGAUCAUCCUGGCCAUCGUGGAGGUCAUCAUCAUCCUGCUGCUCAUCUUCCUCAGGAAGAGGAUCCUCAUUGCUGUCGCUCUCAUCAAAGAAGCCAGCAGAGCCAUCGGUCACGUGAUGUCUUCCCUUUUCUACCCGCUGUUCACUUUCCUCCUCCUGGCCAUGGUCAUCGCCUACUGGGCAACUACUGCUGUCUUCUUGUCUACCUCGAAUGAACCCAUCUACAAAGUCUUCAAUGAGACAGAAUGCGAACACUCAAGAAAAACUUGUGACCCUGCGAACUUCUCGACCAGUCCUGAGAAAACACAGUGUCCUGACUCCGAGUGCCUUUUUGCCUUCUACGGCGGAGAGACUGUUUACCACAAAUACCUGAUCGGCCUGCAGUUCUACAACGUCUUCCUCUUCUUCUGGUGCGCCAACUUUGUGACGGCUCUGGGACAGAUGACUCUGGCCGGGGCCUUCGCGUCAUACUACUGGGCCUUCGUCAAGCCGGAUGACAUGCCUGCCUUCCCCGUGUUUUCCGCUCUAGGGAGAUCUCUCAGGUAUCAUACAGGAACUCUGGCGUUUGGCGCCUUUAUCCUCUCAGUCAUUCAGAUCAUCAGGGUUCUGCUGGAGUAUCUGGACCACAAGCUGAAAGGAGCCCAAAAUAAGUUUGCCAAGUUCCUGUUGUGCUGUCUGAAGUGCUGCUUCUGGUGUCUGGAGAAAUUCAUCAAGUUCCUAAACAGAAACGCCUACAUUAUGGUGGCAAUUUAUGGUAAGAACUUUUGCACGUCUGCCAGAGAUGCCUUUAUGCUCCUGAUGAGGAACAUGAUCAGGGUGGCUGUUUUAGACAAAGUGACAGAUUUCCUCUUAUUUCUGGGCAAACUGCUCAUCGUCGGGCUCGUAGGGAUCUUUGCCUUCUUUUUCUUCUCUGGGAGAGUGAAGGCCUUUGAGGAUACGGCUCCACAUCUACACUACUACUGGGUGCCCAUCCUGACUGUGGUGGUUGGAUCCUACCUCAUCGCCCACGGAUUCUUCAGUGUGUACGCCAUGUGUGUGGACACGCUGUUCCUCUGUUUCUGUAAGUCGCUCCGCCUCGGUCACUGUUGCCUCCCAUGUUAUUGCGUCCAGAUUAUGUAGAGUCCAUCUGACUGUGGACAAAGAAACCAGCAUCUCAGAUCAGAUAAAUCCUUUGAAACCAGAGCAAAUUGCCUUGAUUUCUUUAAAAGAAAACAUGGGAAGAGAGCAA